Molecule: messenger RNA, 802 nt
Organism: Paramecium primaurelia
Lineage: Eukaryota; Ciliophora; Oligohymenophorea; Peniculida; Parameciidae
Source: the annotation of a GenBank genome assembly
AUGGAACCACUUACUAUUCUGACUUAUAUUAUAAAACCUGAGUAUCUAAAUUAUUACAAAGAUUGGAUUUAUAUAGCAAAUGAAAAAGAGGCAAGAGGUCUCCAAUUAAUUGGAGCAAUCUAUAAACAUAAAGGAAGGAAAUUAUUUAGGUAAAAUUCUAAAUGAUAUUUAUAGAGCAAAGCCUCCAACUAUUCAAUUAUAAGAAUUAACAGAUCAAUAAGAAUUAGAGUAAUCUUAUUACAGUCAAUUUUGAAUAGUUUUAAAAAGGCUGAAGAAAUGCAUAGAAAAAAUUAAACGUCAACAACUUAUGGUAUUGAGUUUGGAUAUUUAUAAAAAUUACUAAAACCUUAGAAUAAUGUGUUUAAAUUUAAAAAAUGUUCUGAAUUAGAAUUUGCAUAACCUCUUAAUGAUUUAGCUAAAUUAUUUUUAGACAAUUGGAUAGAAAUGAAUGAUGAAUUAGAAUUCCAAGAAUUAGUUCUGAAUUGUCUUCGAGCAUUAUUUAGUAGAUUUAAAGCAUAAUUAGUACCAAAUACAGAAAUGAAGUAAAUUAAAUUCUAACUAUUUAUUAGAAUUAAAUAUGAAUAUAAACCUGAUUGGAAACUAUCAAAACCUAUUAGAGUUGAUAAAGCAGGAACAGAUAUUAAGUAUAGUAUUUCUAAUAUAGAGUGCAUAUAAAACCAAUUAUAAUGCGAUAUUCAAAUAAAGAUUAAAAUAGGAACAAAUUAAAUAAAAAAUAGCUGAAUUAGAUGGAACUGAUUUUGCAAAAGCAUUAACAAUUCACAAAUCAUUCAAAAUAAAGUGA